UUCCGAGCCUUAUGCUUUAACUAGAUACUUGGAAUCUGGAUCCUUGGAAAUUAAGGACUUAGGUGUCGUAAUAGUUUAUUGUGGUCACUUUGCGAAUCAAGUUCCUUGGGCGAUAAUUUAUUCAUUGUAUGCGAGUGGAACCUCUUCCACCUUUGAUAUAUGUAUGUAUAAACUUGGGGUAUAUGGAGUAUAUAUGCAUACACAUCUGAUUGUUUUGGUUCACAUUUUGACCUGGCUCUUACUUAAAUCCUGCGUCACAGCCUUGAACCCCUCACAUUUGUUGACUCACUUAAACUUUGGGCACGCACAUCCAGCCGAUGGUUAAUCGGCCAUUACUACAAAAGCACAAUAUAUACACAGCCACAGCAGAGAUACUCGACUUUUCGCACCGUGUACCAACAAAUAAACAACAUAAAAUGUUCGGGGUCACUUUAUCGAUUGAACGAGGGUUGUCACAAAGUCUCUCGGACUCUAUCCCUAGGCACUGGCGCUACCACAGGACAGAGCAGGAGGAGCACAAUCACAUAUUAGGCGUACCUUAAUCACAAUUGCAUUUGAAUCCGAGAUCUUCUAGUCUAAUCCGUUGUUUAUUCCGUGUAUUAACUGCGAUUUAUGGCUACUCCCUAUGCGGAUAUCCUUCGCGGACAGGAGUUGAUUUGAUAAGAAAACACUAACAACUGCCAGGCCCGAUAUCCACAACAACGCGAGGACCCAAGCAACCACAACCCAAAGCCUGGAGAGCGGACAAUACAGACCCGAAAAGCCACGAACUGCCGGCUGACUGGGUCUUCAGUUACACCUGCUUCCGAAGUCUUUGUGGGGUGGAACUGCCGAGCGAUGGUUACUAGGCAAGGCCCUGUUGUUUGGGUUGCCCUUGGCAACCUGGCUUCGUGUCCUUUCUCGGAGUUUUGGCGACUUGGCACAUGUACUGGGAGAGCACACCAAAAUGGACGAACCGGUCAGCAAAAAGCCAAGUGCAGAAGAAGAUGGGGAGAAGGAGGAAGAGGAGGAGGAUGGUGAUGAGCCGCUAAGGGGCUUUCUAGACGAGGUCAACUGCCCAGAGCCGGGCAUCAUAGAUCGCAAAAUGAUUGAGUCCGCCUAUCUGGAAGAGGGCCAAAAGGGCGAAGCGAGACGCCUCCACCAGCUGGAACCGGUGGUCUACGAACGCAUUCGCACUAUGCGCCUGGAGUUCAAGAACAUCUUGCGGAUUGACCAUCUCUGGAUGAUGCCCAAUCUAACAACGCUGUGCUUGAACUGCAACAAGAUUGAGGUGAUCGAGCACCUCACCAUGCUCACUGCCCUCAAGGAUCUCAAUCUAAGCUUUAAUUACAUUACGCGAAUCGAGAACCUAGAGACGCUGGUUAACCUGGAAAAGCUGUCGCUUUUUAGCAAUCGCAUCCAAAAGAUCGAGAACUUGCAGACACUGGAGAAACUGGUCAUCCUUAGCAUUGGCAACAAUCUAAUCAACACUGUGGAGGGUAUCGAACGCCUACGCUUUGUGAGCAGCUUGAGAGUGUUGAAUUUGGAGGGUAACCCCAUUGCCAAAAUGCCGGAUUUCCCAUUGUCCCUUUAUGUGACUGCCAUCCUACCCCAGUUAAACUACUACGAAUACGUGUUCAUUAAGGCGGAGACGCGUGCGGAAGCUCAAAAGCGUUUCUACCGUGAACUGCGCGAGAUCGAGGACAAACAGGAGCGCGAGAUCCAAGGCCUGGCGACGGAGGAACGGGAAAUGGCCGAAGCGGAACGUUUAGCUUCCAGCUUUGUGGAACACCUAGAUGGUCAUCAGCUGUACGAAUCCUUGUGGCGCGACGACAAUAACGGGCGCAUUCUGAUGUUGGUAGGAACUCCUGCGCAGGAGCUAACCGAAGAGUACACCAAGGAUGUUCACGAGCUGACCCAGCAGAUCUAUCGUCUUGGUCUGGAGCGGUUUGGGGAGCGGGAUGCUGAGAUCCGGGACUUUAAUGCCAACCUAUAUGAGGGGCAGGAGGAGCUACAGUCACAGGGUCAAAAACAAAUCGAGGAGUUCCUACAAUACAAGGAGCAAACAUUUGAUGAGAUGCGGUUAAAGUGGCGAGAUCUGGACCAACGCGAUGACGAUUUGGAAGAGGUGUCAGCUCAGUUGGAUGCACUUACCGGACAGUUUGAAGAUGCCUUGAACGAGAUGUGGCAGAGCUUAAUGGCUCAGGAGCUUCAUCUGCACGAAGCUGUUGAGGAUUCCACGCUGAACUUUAAACGGAAGAUAACCCAGCUGAUGGCCAGCUUUGUGGAACAGGCCCAGGUGAUUUUUCAGCAGUUGCGCGAUGUCUGUGGGCACUUUGCCGACAACAUGACGGAGAUCGUGUCGCAAUAUCUCGCCUCCAAGCUCUUGCGGAAUGAUUUGAACGCCAUUCCCGAGGAACUGCGAAAGUGUGUCGCUGAUCGUGACGCACUCCGCCAGCUUGUGGAGGCUAUGAGGUCAUCUCACGCCUCAAGGGUGUACGAACGGGAGGAUCGCAUGGCCAAUCGCAGCAGGGAGUUUAUAGACGACAUGAUAAAGAAGUUGAAAAACAAAGAGGUGGACCGUCACCGUGCCAAGGUACUGGAGAUCAAUUCGUUUAUGGAAAUGAUGACUGAGGCACUAGCUAACCUACCGCGGGAGAUAAAUCAGUCGAAGAAAGAGUCACUCUCUGAUUAACAAAUAUUUUUAAUAACGAUUAAGUAAUAAAUGCAGUGAGAUUAUCAUCUAGCCUA
Molecule: messenger RNA, 2730 nt
Organism: Drosophila serrata
Lineage: Eukaryota; Metazoa; Arthropoda; Insecta; Diptera; Drosophilidae
Gene: TbCMF46
Product: dynein regulatory complex subunit TbCMF46
Cellular component (GO): cilium
Molecular function (GO): protein binding
Source: RefSeq, a predicted model, not a curated record